Messenger RNA from Amyelois transitella, 5158 nucleotides. Its product is annotated as protein groucho. Gene Ontology annotation, biological process: regulation of DNA-templated transcription; negative regulation of canonical Wnt signaling pathway. NCBI's taxonomy places the organism in Eukaryota, Metazoa, Arthropoda, Insecta, Lepidoptera, Pyralidae. Gene Ontology annotation, cellular component: nucleus; transcription regulator complex. The coding region runs from base 345 to 2453 and encodes 702 amino acids. The record is from RefSeq and is a predicted model, not a curated record. Gene Ontology annotation, molecular function: transcription corepressor activity; protein binding. The transcript is spliced from 18 exons.
CCAACAAAAAUUACGGCGUGGAUUUAUGGUUAAAAUUUAGCGAGACUGUUUUUCCUUGUUAAAAUUAAGUUAUUUUUGUUAUAAUUUAGGUAACAUACAGUAUCUGUACCAAUAUUAGUAUCUAAAAGUUGUAUAUGAUAUAUAAUGACAGAUAUUUCAAAACUUUUAAGGCAAAGUUUGUGCUUAUCAUUCAGCGUAGCGUGUAAGCCGAGCUCUCCGGUGUUUUGUGCAUUAUAGCAGUGGCGGACAGUCUUUUACGAAAUGGUGCCGGUGUUUUUCGCUAACGGAUCUAAAGAGAGUUCUUCGUGAUUGUUUGUGUAUAUAAAGUAGAAGGCAGAAGCAGAAUGUACCCAACGCCGUCGCGGCAUCCAGCCGCCGCGGUAAGGGGGCCGCAACCCACUCCAGGUUCUUUAAAGUUUACAGUAGCAGACACAUUAGAAAGGAUAAAAGAGGAAUUUAAUUUUUUACAAGCACAAUAUCACAGUUUAAAAAUAGAAUGUGAAAAGCUGGCCAAUGAAAAAACAGAAAUGCAAAGGCAUUAUGUUAUGUAUUAUGAAAUGUCUUACGGAUUGAAUGUGGAAAUGCACAAACAGACAGAGAUAGCAAAACGUCUCAGUGCUAUAAUCGGACAAGUGCUUCCGUUCCUGGCGCAAGAGCACCAGCAGCAAGUUGCUUCGGCCGUCGAUAGAGCGAAGCAAGUCACCAUGUCCGAGCUCAAUGCUAUCAUUGGGCAAAAUCAACUACAUUGCCUACAACAUCUCUUUCAACAGAUACACGCACAGGCCGGUCUGGGCGCCCACGGGGUGGCGGCGGGGGGGCUGCUGGGGGCGGGGAUGUUGUUCGCGCCGGGAGGCGCCCCGCCCCCGCCUCAUAUACCCCCGCCCGCUCAUAAGGUUGAGUUGCCUCCUCCCUCGGAUAUCAAGCCACCUCUGCUAGGUCCUGCGCCCCCGGUACCGCCUCAUCCACAUCCGCCGAGGGACGACGCCCGAUUGCAACAGAGACGAUCGGUGUCCCCACACGAACGAGAACAGAAAUACAGGCCUCGUUCACCCGAACCAGAGGCUUUGGAUGCAAAACGUCGGAAAGAGGAGAAGGUACUCAGUCAUGUGAGUCUGUGUAGUGAUAGCGACGCGGAGAAAAGUGAUCAAGAUCUAGUUGUUGAUGUUGCUAAUGAGGAAGAAAGGGGGUCGCCUGGUGGUCGGACAUCGGGCGAGCGAGCCGAGAACGGCCCGCGACCUCCUUCGCGCUCUGGUUCUUCGUCAAGCCGGUCCACGCCCAAGAGUUCCAAAGACGAAAAGCCCGGCACGCCCGGCGGGAAGGUCCCCCGCGCCGCCACGCCCACCGGCGCGGCGCGGUAUGGCUUCCCCUACACCUACCGCCACAACGCGCCCUUCGACCCCGCCAAUAACUCUCAUAAUACCCCCCAUUUGAGGCCCAAUGGCAUAGGGCCCACUAAAUCCGCGUACUCGUUCCACUCGUGCGGCGGGCCGCUGCAGCCCGUGGGGUUCCCGGCGGACGCGCUGGCGGCGCCGGGCGUGCCGCGCGGCGCGCGCCAGGCGGCGGCGCUGGCGCACGGCGAGGUGGUGUGCGCCGUGGCGCUGGCGGCGGCGGGCGGCGCGCGCCGCGCCUUCACCGGCGGCAAGGGCUGCGUCAAGCUGUGGGACGUCAGCUCCCCCGGCUCGCCGGCCGCGCUCGAACCCUUGUCGCAGUUGGAUUGCUUGCAACGUGACAACUACAUCCGCUCAGUAAAGUUGCUACCAGACGGUCGUACACUUCUAGUUGGUGGCGAGGCGUCCACUUUAUCGAUGUGGGAUUUAUCCUCUCCCACACCUCGUUUAGUGGCCGAGCUUACUGCCGCCGCGCCAGCCUGCUACGCCUUAGCUGUCAGUCCCGACUCCAAGGUGUGUUUCAGUUGCUGUUCGGACGGAAACAUCGCAGUAUGGGAUCUGCAAAAUCAAACUUUAGUUAGACAAUUCCAAGGUCACACAGACGGCGCGUCUUGCAUAGACAUAAGUCCGGACGGGACGCGCCUCUGGACCGGCGGGCUGGACAACACCGUGCGGUCCUGGGACCUGCGCGAGGGCAGACAGCUAAAUCAACACGACUUUUCCAGUCAGAUUUUCUCUUUAGGGUACUGCCCUACUGGUCCAUGGCUAGCGGUGGGCAUGGAGAACUCCCACGUGGAGGUGCUCCAUGCGAGCAAGCCCGACCGCUACCAGCUAUUGCUGCACGAGUCCUGUGUCCUCUCCUUGAAGUUCGCGGCCAGUGGGAAGUGGUUUGUCUCCACUGGGAAGGACAACCUCCUUAACGCCUGGCGGUCGCCGUACGGAACUAGUAUAUUCCAGUCGAAGGAGUCGUCAUCAGUUCUAAGUUGCGACAUAUCAUCCGAUGACAAAUACAUAAUCACGGGUUCUGGAGACAAAAAGGCGACGAUAUACGAAGUUUUAUACUGAUACGAACAAGGAUGUCAAGAAUGAAUAAGAUGAACAUGUCACUUUUAGAAAAUGGCGUAAUUCAACGAAAGAUUACUAUAGGAUAGCAUAACCGACUUUCUUGGUUAUUGAAUCAAUUUUAGAUUUUAUUUGUGACGUCAGAAUUAUUGAAAAAUUAAAGUAACAAGGUUGGUCUCCUUCCCGGAGAGACUACUAAAAAGACUAAAUGUAAAAUAUUAUAAGGCCAGUGGUGUCAUCAUAUGCGACUUUAGUGACAAAGAUAUGACUGGUUACUGAUGUAAUUGAACGGAAAUAUUGAUGGUAGAUUGAAAACAGACUGACUGUUGAUUGAUAGUAAUCUCAUAGGCAAUACGCAAAUAGUGGUCCAGUGAAGUGAGAAGUUAAUGCGCUUGAGUCGUGCGCCUGUUGAAACUUGUUACAUACAACAAAACAAUAACAUUCCGUUUUUUUAGUAUUUGUAACUCAAAAACGAGACUAUUAUUGUUUUGAGGUCUAUUGAAUGAAUUUUUCACGGUUAGGAUUGACUCGACUGAGAAGCAUAGCGUCAAUCAAUACAAAAAUUCCUAAAUUAUAGCGAUGAUGAGUGAGUGGUAAAAAACGCACAGUCGAAACUACAGUCAGCUAGAAUUUGACAUCUUACUAUAUUGAUUGCUUAAUCUUAAGUCUUUUUCUUCUUUCUCGUUUCUUUCUUCUGAUGAUGAAAUCUUUAAUUUUGUGCAAUUAUGUUGUCAGAGAAGAUUUUUCGAAAUUGCUGGGGAAUGGAGGUAAAGCUACUCCUCUCCUUUAUUUCUGGUCAAACUUUAAAACAGAUUUUUAUGCAAACAGCAAGAUUUUGGCUAAAGCUUUGCUUCCGCGGCGAUUUUAAAAUCCUUACUACCUGUGUGUUUCGCCUGUGCGUUGUUAAAUACCAGCCGUCUUUCCUCUUAAAACUUUCUACAUAUAAUUCUUGUAGUGUCGUAUAAAAUACCUACAUGUUUUAACAGGCGCCCGAUUUGAUACUACUUGUAAUUUUAGUUCUAAGUAAAUAGAUCAAUGUUGCAUCGUUGAACGUGGAUAUUUUAGUGUUAUUGUAUAUUUUUAUAAAAUAAAAUAAGAAAUUAUUUUUAUUAUGUUCUCCAUGUUGGAUCGGCGGCCCAGAUGUGCGACUGUUAUCAGUCACAAUUGACAGUAUGUACAUUACAUUUUUGUUAUGUCCACAUCUUGUUAAAGGAUUCAGACGCCGACUGGUUGGAAGGUUCUGCCACAGAUUAAACUGUUUUGGCAGAAUAAAACUAAUGAUUUAUAUUUUAUUUCCCAAAUUAUCUUGCUGCUGUUACUUGGUUGUUACGACUUAUUUUGUAAAAAAAAAAAAUAUGGUUACGUCUAUAUCCCUUGCGAGGUAGACAAAACCAACAGUCUUUUAAAGACCGAUAGGCCACGUUCAUCUGUUUGGCUUGAUGAUAGAAUUGAGAUUCAAAUAGUGACAGGCCACUAAUCCUAGGCCAUCGCCUAAAAAAAGAAUCCCAAGUUAUCAAUACAAUCUCUAUCUCUUUCCCACAACAUCCAUGGGAAAGAGAUGGAGUGGUCCCAUUCUUCCCUGUACCGUUGUCGUUAACCACACGGCACUAUUUAGUAUCUGUAAUUUAAUAAGCAAUUUACGUACUAUCUCGAAUGAUGGGAAUUAUUUAAUUUAUACACGACUGAAAAUGUAUGAAUUGCGAAUCUACUAUAUUUCAAAUCUAGCGGGCAAGUACUUUCGUCUCUCAAAGGAUAAGUUAAGUUUAAAAAAUGUUUUAGAUUGUUGUGAUCUACGUCGCUGUUUUUGUUUUUAAUAAAGUGCUCAACAGAUUUCCGUAAAAUUUAGUAAAAAGUAAAGCUUUUUUUUUUACUAUAUUACGCCCGCGUAAAAUAUAUCCUAUGUCCUCUUCCGGGAGUCGUAUUAAAAAUUUAAUGGAGACUGGAUCAUUGCUUUUGCUGUGAAGAAUUAACAAAAAUACUAUCGCAUUUAUAACAUUUCUUGGGAUGAAACGUUAAGCUUUUAUAUCAACACAUUUAUUAAGCUCUAAAUAUUCGAGAACCAUUUGAUACACUAUCAGUAGUGUAUCAAAUAAUUCUUGAAUAUUAAAUAGUCGGACUAUUCUUUAUAAUAUCUAUCUGAUCGAAUCUGUGAUGGAGUAAAUUUUGAUCAUUUUCUUACAAUUUUCUGGAAGUACAAGCCGUGUAAUUAUUUAUUUUAUUGAAAAGAUUUGCGUCAAGAUCAAUUGAGCGUUGUAUAAAUAUAAACUGUAUAAAGGAAUUCAGUUCCAAACUAUUUUGUAUAUAUUUUAAUCUAUUUUUAUGUAGUUAAAAAUUAUGCAAUCCAAUUCGAAGAAUCCAAUGAAUUAAUAAGCAAUACUUUAUAAUCUACUUGGGUCCUAAGAGACGGGUAUUUUAUGAAUAAAUAUGUUUCUGCAGAACAGAUUUUAUUCAUAGAUGCAUUUAUCAAAUGUUUACAUUAGCAUGUACUAUCAGUCGACUGAAUGAAUCGAUUUAUAGUUACAUGCACGUUUUAUUAAUUUAAAGCUAUGAUUUCAAGACUUAAAUGUUGUUAAGUGUGUAGGGUACUUAAAAUUGAAUUUUAUAUAACUUUUAUGUGUCAAAUAAUAUAUUCUGUGAUCUAUCUUGAAUUCCUUUAUGCAUUCGUUGAUAAAAAAAUAUUUUCUGUGACAUUGAAAUGUAUUACUUUA